GGAUACCCGAAGAGAUCUCGGAGAUAGCUGUUCCCGAAGAAUGUUACAAUACCAGUUGUGCGUCAGGCCUCCGAGCAUAAGUUUGGUCUUUGUUUAGCCCGUUUCGUUGUACCUCGGUUAUAUCGCCUAUUCCGAUUUGGCCCCUUCGUUCGGUGCAGCGCGCUUUAUUUCUAUUUUUUCGCUCGAUUUUUAAUUUUUUCUACGAGUGUCGGUCAGUGCAGUGAGUGCGUGGUAUAUCCGCCUCCGCUUAUCCUCGUUGGUGUUAGUGUCUGGUGGUUUUGUGAAGUUUAUGUUCGACUGAAACGGUUACAAUUAUGCUUAAGGAUUAUGUGAUUGGAUUAAUACACCCGUUACUUAUCAUACGAGUGUGAACCAUGCAUGGACUGUUGCUUUUACUGGCGUUUAUUGUGCUGACGCUAGAACCAGUGAUGCGGGUUUCGGGCUCGCCGACCCCGGAAUCCGCGGCCGUGAUCGAAGCCAACCUCCUCUCAUUACUCGGCAUGUCGCGACGCCCCAAGAUGGACCGCGAGAAACUCAGGCGCCGGGCUGCCAUCCCCGCCGUCAUGAUGCAGCUAUACAAACAGCAGACCAAUCAGGAGCUCGACACAGCCACACUCCCCCUCCCCGGCCGACACAUCCGAUCCGCCAACACAGUCACCACUUUCACGCACACAGACAGCGCCUUGGACGCCAGGUUCACGAACGAGAGGUUCCGACUGCAAUUCGACGUUUCGACGCUUCCGGAAACGGAGAAAGUGACGGGGGCCGAGCUGAGACUGAGCGUGGCGCCCCGCAAAGGGGAGGAAGACGACGCCCUACCCUCGCCCUCGCGGCGAUACCAAAGAGUCCAAGCCCUGGAGAUCAUGAAGCCGGGGGUGAAGGGGAAGUCGCGGGCGAUCCUCCGCUCCAUCGACUCGAAGGUGGUGGACCUCUGGACGAGCGAGAGCGUGGCGCUGGACCUCAUGCCAGCCGUGGAGCGGUGGCGCAGCGCCAAGGACGAGAACUACGGCAUCAUCAUCGACAUUCGGUCGGCGAACGGCGAGAGGGUCUCCAACUCGUCGAUUAGGUUAAGGCGCUCGCUGGAGACGCACGAAAGCGAGUCGGACUGGCGGCCGGUGGAGCCGCUGCUCCUCGUCUACUCGGACGACGGGCGGAAUAACCAAAGAAGAGUGGAGGAUCUGGUCAACAGGCGGAAGCGGGCCGCGGCGGCCGCUACUGCGGAUAGGAAGCGCCGCAGAAAAAACGGCUGGGACAUCUGCCGACGGCGAAGGCUCUACGUGGACUUCGCCGACGUCGGCUGGAACGAUUGGAUCGUCGCGCCCUCCGGCUACGACGCCUUCUACUGCGCCGGCGACUGUCCUUUCCCUCUGCCCGACCACCUCAACACGACCAAUCACGCCGUCGUCCAAACCUUAGUCAAUUCUGUUAAUCCUAAUCUCGUACCAAAAGCCUGCUGUGUCCCCACCACCCUCCAAACCGUAUCCAUGCUCUACUUGGACGAACACGGCCGGACCGUCCUCAAGACCUACGCCGAUAUGGCCGUUGAAGGCUGCGGCUGCCGCUAGUCACUCUGCACCUCCCAUGCAGCAGGCUGAUUAUUCAUUUCGAUAGAUAAAGCAAUAGACAAGGAAGACAAAAGAAAUUUGAGCGAUUCUACCAGUGGAAACGGGUGGUUGAAACUUAUAAGGGAGGUAGGAAGUAGACUAACUUAACUAACGACAACCCUUGAGAAACCCUUUAGUUAUACUAUAUUUUCCCCUCAGUCUAUAAGAAUCGCUCGUUUCCACCGGUGGGAUCGUUUCAUUCUCAUUUUGUCUUCUUUGUCCAUAGCUUUGUUGGUCGAUUUCAAUAAUCAACCCUUAGAAGACUCGUCAACCAACCGUCCUUGCUCGGACGAAAGCAGGUAUACAUUUCAAUGUUACAAAACUCCACUCGCUUAUUGUAUUUCUAUUUCUAAGAAUUGCGCGCAAAAAUCAGCAUUACUGAGCAAAAUCUGCCAAGUCAUAUUCUUGCAAAAAAUGUAAUUGCUUUAGUCGAUGUUGUAGCCUUGAAAUAGAACAACGUUCCUUUGUCUUGGAAACGACGGAGCAAGACAUCAGGUAUCAUCAAUUGUCAUGAAGAAAAUGUCGAAAAAAGCUUCUCAGCAAAGAAAACCUAGGGGAGCGAGAAAGUAAAAAUGUAUCUCGUGUGAUAUGCUCUCCGUUUUUUCAAUGCAAAAUGGGUCUGCGGUACCCAUUUUGUAACCCAUUCAUCGAGAGUAUCGAGUAAACUGAGCUUCGGGGAAUUUUUCCUGAUAUUUUGAAACCCGUAAUGACAUAGAACCCCUAUUUUAAAAAUGUAAAAAUGAGACCAGCUUGAAACGAUAUUUUUGGCGGGCUCCGGCCCUGAUGACGUAGCCAGGCGAGGCGAACGUGUGAUGAUUGGCUGAACUCAGCUCUAGGUUUCGCCUUGUUACGUCAACUCGAUUGUCCGUUUUUGAUUGGUCGGAUUUGGAUGAGCUUUUUUCCCCUUAGAGGUGUUUUUUCUAAUUUUUCAAUGAACUUUGUGAUUUUUCACAUUAAACAGAAGUAAAACUGCACUGUAGGCCUGUGAAAAUUUCUCGCCACUGCCCCCUUUUGAAGAUUAGUUUACAGCAUAGUUACUUCAUUCACAUACUGUAUUCUGGAAUGCUCUUCCAUGUACUUUCUCCUCCUUUCUCACGAAACCUCCAUGUGUAAAUGAUUGUAAUAGGUCACUCAAUGAUCGUAAUAGGUCACUCUCGUUGUAAUUCAGCGGCGUGGCGUGAACAAUCGAUUAUCGAUAUUUCCCCAUUUGAAGCUAUAGUGAAGAAUCGAUUAUUAAGGUUUUCGUUACGAACACCUUGUUUAUCGAUUCUUUUUCAAAGGUUCAAAUGACAGAUCAAUCGAUAAAUCGCAAAGAACGCCACGCCACUGUUGUAAUUCUAGUUUUUUGAGACUGUAAAAAUGCGUACCUCCACGAUGAGCCGCACCAUUUGGACGGAGUUAAACAGAAAGGAACCAAGCCACAUCGGGAUCGAACCGAGAAAAAGAGGUUUAAAGUUUGACUCCUGCAUAAGACUCAAUGUAAAAGAUAAACUUCAAGUUCAAUUUCUACGAAA
Messenger RNA from Bemisia tabaci, 3118 nucleotides. It is a transcript of the gene dpp, whose product is annotated as decapentaplegic morphogen. The record is from RefSeq and is a predicted model, not a curated record. Lineage: Eukaryota; Metazoa; Arthropoda; Insecta; Hemiptera; Aleyrodidae. Gene Ontology annotation, molecular function: growth factor activity; cytokine activity. Gene Ontology annotation, cellular component: extracellular region.